ACACUAUAAAUUGCUUGUGAGAGUUUUGGUAUUCAUCAAAUAGUUAUUUAGAUUUAUAUCUUUUAAGAAAAGAUUGUAAUCAAAAGAUGCCUCGUGGAACUCUUGAAGUGAUUCUCAUUGGAGCAAAAGGCCUUCAUGACACUGAUUUUUUCAAGAAAAUGGAUCCCUAUGUGAUUCUGACUUAUAAAACUCAGGAGCACAUAAGCAGUGUAGCCAAAAAUGCAGGGUCUAAUCCUCGUUGGAAUGAAAGCUUUCUUUUCACAGUUGCUGACAAUGUUGCUGAACUUAAUUUGAGGCUAAUGGAUAAAGAUAGAUUUACCAGAGAUGAUUUUCUUGGUGAGACAAUAAUUCAUUUGGGACCAGUUCUUGAUGAAUAUAGUGUGCCAGAAACUUGUUAUAAUGUUGUGAAGAAUCAGAAUUACUGUGGAGAAAUUCGUUUGGCUCUUACUUUUCAUCCAGAGGGUGGGUAUUACUGAGCUGUGCUAGGAGCAAAUUCAGAUUGGUGAAAGAUUUUGAGGGGAUGUAAGUGAGUGAGGGAAUAAAAUAAUAAUUGGUAGUUAUACCAACAUUUCUUGAAUUGGGCUAGAGAUUUCUUUGGGACAAUUACCAUGGAUAUUAUGUUGGGAAAAUAUGCUCUUUUCUUUUUCAAUUUCAACUUAAGUUUACUAUAAUA
Molecule: messenger RNA, 673 nt
Organism: Lathyrus oleraceus (garden pea)
Lineage: Eukaryota; Viridiplantae; Streptophyta; Magnoliopsida; Fabales; Fabaceae
Product: elicitor-responsive protein 3
Exons: 5
Coding region: 87-476 (129 amino acids)
Source: RefSeq, a predicted model, not a curated record